GCUAUGGCGGACGCGCUGAAGAAAAGUGGAGACGCUGCAGCUCCAAACCAGAGCAGACAAAUGUCUACUUUUAGAGACUGUGUGGCCGAGAUGUUGGGAGAAUUAGCGGAAUUUGGGAAAGAGCUCAAAUUUGGAGACGCUGCUUUGAAAAUCCAUGUCCAGUUGGAUUCUGUGGACCUUCACUCCUCUUCAGCUGCUCAUGUUUACAGCUGUUUACAACAGCACAUCUCAAAACUGCAGGCUGUUUCGAAAAGCCUGAAGUCAGUGCUGGACUCCAACACGAGCAGCUCAUCGACGGCAGACAAAGCAUCUGAAGACGGCAUUACAUCACUCCCACUUAAACCGCAGAUUUCCUUUCCCUCGGAUCCUCCCCUCUCCGUCGCCGUGGAGAGCCAAAGCGAUGAUGUCAUGGUCCAGAUCCGUGCCGGGAAGUCGGAGAUCGAGCGGAGAAUAUCUGCAUUUAUGGAGCGCAAGCAGAUGGAGAUCAAUGAAAACAAUGUACGAGAGUUUUGCAACGUGAUCGACUGCAAUCAGGAAAACAGCUGCGCCAGAACCGAUGCUGUGUUCACGCCGUAUCCCGGCUUUAAAAGCCACGUCAAAGUGACUCGUGUGGUGAACACUUACGGCCCCCAGACUCUAAUGGGGUCGAAUCCCUCAGACCUACAGCAAGCACAGGGCUCGGCUCUACCUCAGGACUGUGGAAACUCUGCCAUAGAAGAACGACUCCAAAACAUCGAGGAGCAUCUCAAACUGCCUUCAGCCGGACCUGUUCCUCUCAGUGUUUACCACAGGAUAAAGAAAGUGGAGGACCGCAUUCUGGAGCUGGAGGGGCUGUCUCCUGAGUACUUCCAGUCCACGACUCACCUGCACAAACGACCCAAGAUCACACAGCCACAGUCCUGCAGCCUGACGGAGCUGGAUGAGAAAAUCAGUGUGGUGAAGGCGGCGCUGCUGAAGAAAGUGAGCGACUUUGGGGCUGGAUACGGCUCGGACUGUGCUCUGUGAGAAACUGAAAUUAAUCCAAAUGUGUUGUAGAGGGAGAACAAGAUGGCU
Molecule: messenger RNA, 1053 nt
Organism: Periophthalmus magnuspinnatus
Lineage: Eukaryota; Metazoa; Chordata; Actinopteri; Gobiiformes; Gobiidae
Gene: mbip
Product: MAP3K12 binding inhibitory protein 1
Exons: 9
Coding region: 4-1005 (333 amino acids)
Cellular component (GO): cytosol
Source: RefSeq, a predicted model, not a curated record